Physella acuta is the source of this 2124-nucleotide messenger RNA. RefSeq names its product protein-glutamine gamma-glutamyltransferase K-like. NCBI's taxonomy places the organism in Eukaryota, Metazoa, Mollusca, Gastropoda, Physidae. Gene Ontology annotation, molecular function: protein-glutamine gamma-glutamyltransferase activity. Gene Ontology annotation, biological process: peptide cross-linking. The record is from RefSeq and is a predicted model, not a curated record.
AUGGUAAACAUUGUCAUUCAAACUGUCACCGGUCAGGCUUUACAGGUGUCAAGUAUUGAUUUCCACAAAUCAAAGAAUGGAUCUGAUCAUCACACCUGGGAGUACGAGGUCAAUGACCUUGUGGUUAGAAGGGGGAAGGUGUUCUCAAUCACCAUCAGCUUUGAUAGGGAUGUUGAUGUGGAGACUGAUUCACUAGUUGUACAGUUAGCAUUUGGCAGUCGCCCUCAAGAAAGCAAAGAGACAUUGUUACGGUUAAAAUUAAAUUUGGAAGGAAAGAACAAGGUGUCCACAAAAGCUAGUCAGUGGUCAGCUGGAGUUCAUAAAGUGGACAGGACCAAUCUUGAAGUUCAAAUAUUUUCUCCAGCUAAUGCACUAGUAGGAAAAUAUGGUCUGUUUAUAGAAACGAUGGUUGGCAAGGAUGAAAAGACACUGAGAAGAUAUGAGUCAGAGGACGAAGAGAUUUAUCUCCUCUUCAACCCAUGGUGUGAAGCUGAUGUAGUGUACAUGUCUGAUGGAGAUGACAGGUACGAGUAUGUCCUCAAUGAUCACGGGAGGAUCUGGGUGGGAUCAGCAUCUAACAACAAUGGAAGACCCUGGUAUUUUGGCCAGUUUGACAACCCAGUACUGGAUGCAGUUUUGUUACUGAUGGACAGAGCUGAGAUAGGAGAUGCUGCAAGGAGAAGUCCCAUCUCUUUUGUCAGGACAGUAUCUGCCCUGGUAAACAGCAAUGAUGAUGAUGGUGUUUUGGAAGGAAGGUGGACGAAGAAAUACCCCAAGGGUUCUCACGUUCCGUGGUCAUGGUCUGGCAGUGUUAGAAUUCUACAAGAGUUCAUGCAGCACAACAAACCUGUCCAGUUUGGUCAGUGCUGGGUGUUUUCAGGCCUGGUCACUUCAUUGCUUAGGGCCAUUGGGAUCCCUACACGGUGUGUCACAAACUUUGAGUCAGCACAUGAUAGGGACAGCAGUAUGACAAUUGACAGCCAUUUUGAUGAAGAUGGGGAGCCACUCACUUGGAUGAAUGACUCAGUUUGGAAUUUUCAUGUAUGGAACGAGUCUUACUUCCGACGUUUGGACCUCCCUGACGGCUAUGAUGGAUGGCAGGCACAUGAUGCAACACCUCAAGAAGUUAGUGAAGGUGUAACGAGGUGUGGCCCUGCACCUGUGAAAGCUGUCAAGGAAGGCCAUGUCUACCUGAAUUAUGACGUGGCUUUCAUCUUUAGUGAGGUGAAUGGCGAUAAAGUCACUUGGAAGGUUCUUCCAAAUGAUGAAAUGAUUGUGAUGGACAUCAACUCCCACGCUAUUGGCAAACACAUCAGCACCAAGGCAGUUGGAAGCAACUUCAGACAUGAUCUCACUCUGGACUAUAAGUAUCCAGAAGGCUCGUUGGAAGAGAAAAAAGUUGUAGAGUUUGUGCACCAACACAGCAGCAGGGCUGGAUUUCACAUCUACGGUGAACGAGAAAAGGAUAUUGACCUUCACCUUGUCACGCCCAGUUCUGCAAGUAUCGGGGAGAACUUCCAGAUUGUAUUACGAAUGAAAAAUAAAUCUAAAGAAGACCAUCAGAUUGAGGGUAGAGUCACUGUACUGAGCAGUUUCUACACUGGCGUUCCAGACAAGAGAAUCAAGAGUACAAAAUAUGAUGUGGAAGUUACUGCAGGGGAAGAAAAUGAUCUUAUCUUGGACAUUGUGUGUGAGGACUACAUGAACAAGCUGAACCCUGAAGCCACCAUGAUAGUGUAUGCCUCUCUCAAUGUCAAGGCCACCAAGCAACAGUUUGCCCUUUCAGAGCCCUUCAGCCUCUCCAAACCUUCAUUGGACUUCACUAUCCCAGAUGUGAUUGUUGCUAAGCAACAAGUGACAGGUACAGUGAGUUUCACUAACCCACUGGAGGUCAGCUUGACAUCAGCUACUAUCUGCUUAGAUGGGACUUCAAUCAUAUCAGAUCAAGUGCACCCACUAAAGAAAGCCAUAAAACCAGGAGAAAAAGUUUCCUUUGAUUUCACCAUCUGUCCACGAAGACAAGGGUUGUGUGAGAUCGAGGCUACGCUGACAUCUGAUCAGUUAAGUGGCGUGGAUGGAAGUGUGGAGUUUAUUGUCCAGCCUGCUGACCAGAAGAAACAAUGA